Messenger RNA from Humulus lupulus (European hop), 2025 nucleotides. RefSeq names its product sulfite exporter TauE/SafE family protein 4. The transcript has 12 exons. Gene Ontology annotation, biological process: protein ubiquitination. The record is from RefSeq and is a predicted model, not a curated record. The coding region runs from base 150 to 1547 and encodes 465 amino acids. Lineage: Eukaryota; Viridiplantae; Streptophyta; Magnoliopsida; Rosales; Cannabaceae. Gene Ontology annotation, cellular component: membrane; Cul4A-RING E3 ubiquitin ligase complex.
AAUAUCUGCUCUAUAAAACGACAACCUCUCUUCCGUCUCCUCCAUCUCUUCUCUCUCUUUCUCUCUCUCUCCAUUCAUCAAAACAGAUAAGACAGAUUGUCGUUUCCCGUUCUAUUCUGGUUAUCUCCGGCGUCGUUUUACAGGCGCUAAUGAUGACCACCACCACCAAAGGAUUAGUUCUCUACCUUCUGUCGGGUUUCUCCAUAGCCGUUCUCUCUGUGCUUUACAUCAACAAACGAUAUGAUUACUACCCAGAUCGCCAAACCCGUCUCUCAUCACCAAAUCAUGCUCUUUUGGACUUGAGAACCGAAGCAUUAGUCUGGCCUGAAUUGAAGUUUAAUUGGAGACUUGUAAUGGCGACACUGAUUGGAUUUCUUGGCUCGGCUUGUGGAACUGUGGGAGGAGUUGGAGGAGGAGGCAUAUUUGUCCCGAUGCUUACUCUCAUAGUUGGUUUUGACACAAAGUCCGCUGCUGCUAUCUCUAAAUGCAUGAUUAUGGGGGCAUCAGUAUCGUCCGUUUGGUACAAUCUAAGAGUGCCUCAUCCAACAAAACAGGUGCCCAUCAUAGACUACGAUUUGGCCCUUCUUUUCCAGCCCAUGUUAAUGCUUGGUAUCACAGUUGGUGUGUCUUUAAGCGUUGUAUUCCCCUAUUGGCUUAUCACCGUUCUCAUCAUCAUCCUCUUCUUGGGGACUUCUUCAAGGUCCUUCUUUAAGGGGGUCGAGAUGUGGAAGGAGGAAACCUUUUUGAAGAAAGAAAUGGAAAGGGAGCAAGGAACUGUAGACUCUCGUGGAGAACUUCUAAUUGGUACGGAUUAUCAGCCACUAUCUUCUGCGGAAGAGAAAUCGACAAUGCAAAUAAUAUGUUUGAACCUUAGGUGGAAAAGGGUACUGGUUUUAAUUGCUGUUUGGGUGUGCUUCCUACUACUCCAAGUUGUCAAGAAUGAUUUGAAAGUCUGCAGUACAUGGUAUUGGGUCCUUUUCUGCUUACAGUUCCCAAUAGCACUAGCAGUGUUUGGAUAUGAAGCAGUGAAAUUAUACAGAGAAUACAAGAAGAGAAUCAACACAGGCAAUGUAGAAUACAUCUGUGAGGCUUCCAUUGAAUGGAAUGCACUUCAUCUUGCAUUUUGUGCUCUCUGUGGUCUCUUAGGAGGCACUGUUGGUGGCCUUCUCGGCUCUGGAGGUGGCUUCAUUCUCGGUCCACUUCUACUUGAGAUUGGUGUCAUUCCACAAGUUGCAAGUGCCACAGCAACAUUUGUUAUGGCAUUUUCAUCAUCCUUGUCUGUGGUGGAGUUUUAUCUCCUCAAGAGGUUCCCUAUUCCUUAUGCUUUAUACCUCACGGGAGUGUCUGUCAUGGCCGGGUUUUGGGGACAGUACUUUGUAAGAAAGCUCAUCACAGUACUUGGAAGAGCUUCAAUCAUUGUGUUCAUUCUUUCUGGUGUCAUCAUUGCUAGUGCUCUCACUAUGGGUGUCAUUGGCGUAGAAACGAGCAUCAGAAUGAUAAGCAACCAUGAGUUCAUGGGGUUCUUAGGCUUUUGCAGCAGUCAGUGAACUCAAUUCAAUGGUGGCGGUGGCAACAACAUUGUCUGUGGAUACUGUAAGAAAACAACCGGAAACAAAGGGAACCAACCAGAAAAAAAAUGCUUCAAAGUUUCCUCAUGUGAAAUAGUCACCAUUACAAAGUCAGUGUUAGCCAACACCUUGUUGACCAAUGCUAUCAAGUAGUAGUAAAAUAAUAAUAAGAAUAGUAAAGCAAAUAAGCACUGAACAAUGUGUUGUUAUCUGGGUUUUGGUGUUUGGUUCAAUGUUAGCUCCUGGCUAACAUGACCACCAUUUAUUUAGUGUGUGCCUCAAAUGUUAGCUCCUGGCUAACAUGACCACCAUUUAUUUAGUGUUUGGCUCAAAUGUUAGCUCCUGGCUAACAUGGUCUCUUUCUCUACUCAACAUAUGAGUGUUUGGCGCAAGUUUGCUGAUUGUGAUUCAUGUAUAAAAAGACAAAUAAUUGAAGAAUUUAGAUUUGUGGGUACAA